Molecule: messenger RNA, 3021 nt
Organism: Striga asiatica
Lineage: Eukaryota; Viridiplantae; Streptophyta; Magnoliopsida; Lamiales; Orobanchaceae
Source: the annotation of a GenBank genome assembly
AAAAAAAGAAAAAAAAAAAGGAUAUAUAUUCUCAACAUGUCGAAUUUCGACCAGAAUUCCUUGCAAGAAGGCAAAAUCAUUAUUUCGGCUGCUGUGGCAAUCGACAAGGACAAAAACAGCCAAUUCGCAGUGAAAUGGGCCAUCGACAAAUUGAGGUUGAAGGAUAAGCGGAUCAUCCUCGUACAUGUUAGAAGCAAUUACAGUUAUGAUUCAGUUGUUCCUAAAGAGGGCCGUGAACCUACACAAGCUGAAACACAACAGUUGUUUCUUCCUUACCGCAGUUUUUGUGCUCGAAAAGGGAUUCGUGCCACCGAGGUGAUUCUUCAAGACCAUGACGUGGCAAGGGGACUUGCCGAGUAUAUCAGCAUCAACUCUAUAACUACAAUCGUGCUUGGUGCUUCAAGCCGAGCUGCCAUAUUGAGAGCAUUUAAGAAUGCAGAUGUUCCGAGUUCAGUAGCGAGAUGCGCACCAGAUUCUUGCACGGUGUACGCCGUGUCGAAGGGCAAAGUAGUAAAACUCAAAUCCGGUAGUCAACCAGAGACUCCGAGCAGCUCGACAAGUUCCAUGCCUCGGAAUGCGUUGUUCUCACCUGCUGAUAAUUCGAGCCAAUCGAGUUAUUACGCCCCGGACAGCUGGAAAAGCCCGAACUCCGAGGUAUCAUCCUUUGACAUCGGAAACCAGUCAAGACAAUCGCCAGAUGGCGCCAAAAACACGAUUCCUCUCUACUCCGGAACAAAUACUAUCAGCAGAGAAUACCACCAAAACCAAAUACCUCAAAAGGAAAGAUCGUACGGCAGCAAAUCGACCGCACUCCAAAACUCGACCAACAGCGAAGAAUCGGAAAGACACAGCAACACAAAAUACUCGACGCCUUACGACUCGGAUAACACAAGCAACGAAGGCUCGACUUCUUACUACAGCAACUACAGCUCGUCGCCCGUAAACUCGAAGCCUGGUGAAACUGAUUUUGGACACAUGGCAAACAGGCAGGCAAACAACAGCAAGAUCUCGAAUUUGAUGCAGUCUUUAAACAAUAUGAGCCUUGAGGUUCGGAAGAGAGGGAGCCCCGGUUACUCGAUGUCCGAGUCGAGCGAUGUUUCGGAAGGGAUGAGUUUCCCUUCGGAUGUCUCGUUCGAGGUUAUGGACCAUUAUAGGGUUUCGGAUUCUUCUAGAAGCUCGACAUCCUCGCAAACUGCGGAAAUAGAUGACGAGCUGAGGAGACUGAAGCAAGAUCUGCAUCAAAUCACAAUGAAGUACAACUUAGCAAAUCAAGAAGCAGCAACAGCUAGAGACAAGGUGAGAGGCCUUAUCCAAUCGAAAAUCGAUGAAGGAAGCAAAUUGGAUGAGGCAAGGCAGGCUCACGAGGCUGCACUGGCCAUUGUCGAGCGAGAGAAGCUGAUGUGUAAGGCAGCAGUCGAGGUGGCUCACAAAGCACAGCGUAUAGCCGAGCUCGAGUCCGAGAAAAGAAAGCACGCAGAGUUAAAAUAUAAACAAGAAUCCGAAGAGAAACAGAAGGCGAUUGAUGCAUUAGCACGCAGUGAGAUCAGGUACAGAAGGUACACGAUGGACGAGAUUGAGAUCGCAACAGAUUAUUUUCUGGCGGCGAAUAAGAUUGGAGAAGGUGGGUAUGGACCGGUGUUCAAGGCCACACUGGAUCACACCCCAGUUGCCAUCAAGGUCCUGAGGCCGGAUAUCUCGCAGGGCGAGCAGCAGUUUCAAAAAGAGGUCGAAGUCCUUAGCCGAAUGCGCCACCCAAACAUGGUCGUCCUCCUCGGCGCCUGCCCCGAGUACGGAAGCCUCGUCUACGAGUACAUGGAAAACGGAUCCCUCGAGGACCGUCUCCACCGCAAAAACGGGUCUCCUCCCCUCUCGUGGCCCGCCCGUUUUCGAAUCUCCGCCGAGAUCGCCACCGCCCUCAACUUCCUCCAUUCCACCCGACCCGAGCCCCUCGUCCACCGCGACCUCAAGCCCGGGAACAUCCUUCUCGACCGAAACCUCGUCAGCAAGAUCAGCGAUGUCGGCCUCUGCCGCCUCGUCCCACCACCUGUCGCCGACACCAUCACUCAGUGCCACAUGACUGCAGCUGCCGGAACUUUCUGUUACAUCGAUCCGGAAUAUCAGCAGACGGGCAUGCUAGGGACGAAAUCCGAUGUGUACUCGUUCGGAGUUAUGCUGCUGCAGAUUCUCACGGCUCGGCCAGCGAUGGGACUCUCGCAUUAUGUCGAGACGGCGAUUGAGAAUGGGAGAUUUGGGGAAGUGCUUGAUCGAGCGGUUGGGGAUUGGCCGGUAGAGGAGGCGCUGUCGCUGGCUAAGCUGGCUUUGAAGUGCUGUGAGCUGAGGAGAAGGGAUAGGCCGGAUCUUAACUCGGUGAUUCUGACUGAGCUCGAGAGGUUGAGGGAUUUGGGUUCGGAGGUGGCUCGUGGGGGUGGGGUUAGCUACUGCUAUGUGAAUUUGCAGGGUGGUGGGGUUAGCUCGAAGGAGAGCAGCUCGUCUGAAAGUCAGGUGAAUCAGGAGAGGUUUUACGAUAUGAACUCAUCUUCAAGUCAGAGACGGCAGUUCAGGGAAACUCGAAGGGCAAAGCAAAAAUGCAUCUGGAAGUGGGAACAGCUAGAGUACAACACUAGAAAGCAUGGAAUAUGUGAUAAAACAUUCAUGAUUAACAGCAAGGAGAAAGUGGAUGAGUGUUUUUGGAUAUGCCUUCCCAUGUAUGAGUUCGUAGCAUCUCUUGCAGCGCCGCCUCUGGCGAAGGUUUUGAGCCACAGUUUUUCAUAUUUGUCUCAUAUCUCUUGUCGAUUGGGUGACACCUCUAAGCCCUCUAUUCUUCAGCUUUCCGAUUGGAGGUCCCUGGCAGGCUUCGCGUCGCCGGUUACCUCUGGGUUUUCGGCUCGGCGCCUCGAGCUAAUCCCUUUGGUGCCCUUUUCUCCUGAUUACGACUUCGGGAGCUCAACUUCGGACGAAGGCUCCCGAAGGCGUGCCUUUUUGCAAAAUCUUUCGAGCCACUGUUUCAGCUGGAGUUUUUAG